AUUGUGUACAUUCGCUACGGUUGCGCACGCCCUGUUAUUACCGGAUAACGCGUGACAAACAAUCAGUUUGAUGUUGUCGUUACAAGAGUUGAUUGACUCGCGAUAAGAGCCGAGAGCGUCAGCGUGGUGAAACAACAAAGGUAAUUUUUCGGAAAGUAAGGAAAAAUCAGAGAAGAACCACACCCUCUCACGCGCCAGCCUGUAGUUAACGGCCGGAUUCAACGGGCACGUUAACAACGGCCGGCGGGAUCUGCCGUGGGCCGCUGUAUAAUUAAUCGAUAACAAGAAGCGGAGCGAAGCGUCACUGACGUUUCUCUCCUUCGCACCAAGUGCUUCUCCCGCGAUAGGAGGGGAAAGGCGCCGCCACAGCUCGGGCGAUCCAUCUCAUCGCUCGAUCACGCAGUGCCGCACCCGCGGCUCAUGCGCGUGUCGCGAGGGGAUCGUACGUCUCCCCCGCGUGCGAUGUCGCGACGAUGGACGACGACGACGACGCUCUGCCGUCCGCUGCCACGUGCCACAUUCGCGUCGCGCACCGGCACGUCGAGCCGCUUCGCGGCCGCGCCGCCGAGCGGAUCGGUCAGCUUUUCGGCGUGAAGUUGCUGCUGCCGUCGUCGAACCGGCCCGGUGAGGUGCGCGCUUCGACCGAGGCUUCGCCGCUGCUUCGGUGCUAUUCGCCGCGCGGCUCGAAUGCGAGUGAGCCGUUGCUUGUGCCGUUGCGGAUCCUUUCCGCCGACGGGGGAAGAGGGGGCAGCCAGCCAGCAGAUACGAUGUGCGAGAUCGCUGUCAGAGUCCAGGUCGGACACAACGCCGAAUAUCGAUAUCGGCACCAUUAAAAUUCGUGACGCUACGGCACUGGUGCUUGUCGCCUUGCGGCCAAUCCCGAGGCGAUACACCUCGGAUCCGGGUGUGUAUCCACGGUACGUCAUGCAUCUUACCUACCUCCAUGUUGGACAUCGUCGUCGCGUCGUCGUCCGAAGAAGAGAGGGAGGGAGAGAGGGAGAGAGAGAGAGAGAGAGAAAGAAAGAGGAAAAAAAGAGAAGGAGAAGAUCUAUGUGUAAUGAUGUGCAUCAAUUAUGCCGAUAUCCUUACAUUCACGAAAUUUCCUAAGCAACGAUUGAUCGAUUUUCUCGUUUCUUCGCGAAAUCAAACUCGUUAUUAUUAACAGCUUGAGUGAGAAGAAAAAUUCAUCUGCCCGUUCAAAAACGCACCGUGCCCAUUAAUGCGCGGCAUCGUAAGUGUCGACUGAUGGACUACGCGCGCCGCGGCGGAGCGAGCAACGCGCGUGCCUGCGUGCGUGCGUGCGUGCAGGCGCGCGUACGCGUGUAUGUGAUCCGACCUGCCACCUGCCCGAUGCUUCACGACAAACGGUCAAAGACCCCGCGAGCCGUCUGUUUCCCUCCUGAGCGGCCGUGCCGAGCGCGCAGCCGAUUGGCAGUGGGCGCGCGCGCGUACAUUCGACAUCGCGCGAGCGUCUCAUCGCGCCUUCCUACUGGAUAGAGAAAUAUUGGAAACGACGCGUUCGUAUCUGUGCGUGUGCGGUUUGUAAAUUGAAAGAAGAAAGAUGGCGAAUGGAAAUAGUGCACAACUGUUGCAUGCAAUAAUUGUAUAAUUAAAUUAAUUAUAAUUAUAUUUGAAUUACUGCAAAUGUAUUAUAGUUAGAGAAAUUGGGGUUUUUCAAACUUUUCGCGCAAAAAAAUCGAAAAAAUCUGCAGGAAUUUGAAAAAAAACCAAGUUCCUCCCGAGCCUUGAGAAUUAUAGAAUGUGUAUCAUUUUGUUUUGAUUUUUGAAACAAUGCAUAUACCAGGCGUUGAUAUUCUUCCCAUGCUGCGUGUUCGUGUUCGGAAAAUGCCUCCGCAGAGAAAACGAAGGUAUUCAUGAUGCCGUGUGUACCUGGAAAGUUUGCGACCGUUGUCUGUCGGCAGACAUCGGCUCGUUUCGUCGUGCGCCAUGAUCGACGAGAGAUAGCUACCGUUCGUUGCAGUGUUACGUACGAGGCACGGUUGCUGAACGAUCGAAUCUUGGGAAAGUCGGAUGCACUUUGGCUGCUGGAGGUCCGCGAUACAGGCCACCGCUCAUAAUUCAAACCUCCUAUAAUUUUCGAUUUUCUUUGGAAUUAACGUUAGCUUUUUCCUCCUAAACUCAAAGUUUUCUCACUUCCUUCUGUCAUCCCGUCAAUUUGAAAUCCAUACGAGAGAGCGGGGAUCUUUCGGGCCCCACUGACGGGCGAAAUUUCGAAUAACCGCGCCACCUUUUGAUCUCUCGAUCUUCAGGUCGUGCGAGGAUCGCGAUCGCUCGGAAUUUGAAAAUUUUUACGCGCCGCCACGUUGCGCGCGCGUCCCUCGUUCGCGCACGCUCCUGGCGCUAGCGGAGUCACGUGGCCUCUGCGACAAUCACGAGAGCAACCGAGCGAAGUCUAUCACAGGUCACGCGCAGGGAGGAGAGCAGGCGGCGGCACUGCGCGCGGCGUUGAAGGGCCGUGUUGUCGGCGGGGGGCUAGCGCGGCAGGGAGGGAGGGCACGACAUCGCGCGCGCGGUGGAGUCGCGCGACCACUCCAUUCACCCGUCGGCCGUUGCCGAGAUUAGUCGCCCGCGCCUGCGUCGACAAGUCCCACCGAGUGCGCGACAUCGGUGAUACACGGUGCGCGGUCGUCGGAUCAUCAGUGCGUGCGUCGUCCUUCGUUCGUGCUUCGCGUAUGGUGAUACACGGGGGAUGUGUUGUCGUCGUCGUUGUUGCCCGACCGGCUGUUGAAAAGUGAAGCCGCGCCACUGCCGCUCCCGUUCGACGAGAGAGAGAGAGAGAGAGAGGGAUCCUUGUACGUGGGAAGGAUCUACACUCCGAGUGAUCCACGAGCGAGAUGACGGUCACUGGAAAGAGAUACGUGGACUGCACGGUGCUGGGGGCGGGCAGCGUGCCAGACGCCGAGGACUCCUCGUACGACAGCGACUACGAGGCCGAGGACUCGACUGCGGCGACGACGGCGACGACCGCGACGGCGACGGUGCCCCGUCCUCGCUCGGAGUCGCAGGUGUCCUCUGUGGCGCACCAGGACGUGUCCCGCACCGCGUCCGACACCCUGGCGGCGGAAUUCGCCGAGUACGUCACCAUCCAAGGACCUUCGCCCACGCAGAGUCCAGAUCUCGUCCGUCCAGGUUACACCGCUCGCGUGGAGUUCGCGCUGAAACUGGGCUACACCGAGAAGCUCGUGCAAGCGGCCUUACAGAAGCUGGGCCCGGACCCUGGUCAGAAUGAGCUGCUGGCCGAGCUGAUCAAACUCGGAGCUACCUGCUCGCCGAGACUAAGCGAUGGUCCGGAGGAGGCUGAUGGACUGUUGGAUAUCGAGAUGGGCACUGACGAGGGCGGAGGGUCGAUCUUGACCUCGACAACGGCGAUGACGAUGAAUACGACCUCGUCGGCGGGCCUGAGGCCCGUCGUCAUCGACGGCAGCAACGUUGCCAUGAGCCAUGGUAACAAAGAGGUCUUCUCUUGCCGCGGCAUCAAGAUCUGUGUGGAUUGGUUCCGUGCCAGGGGCCACAAGGAGAUCACCGUCUUCGUGCCCAAGUGGCGGAAGGAGGCCUCCAGGCCCGACAAUCCCGUCGCCGAUCAGGAGAUCUUGGGCGAGCUCGAGAGGGACCGUCUGCUGGUCUUCACGCCUUCCAGAUUGGUAGGUGGGAAGCGUAUGGUGUGCUACGACGACCGAUACAUCCUUAGGCUGGCCGCGGAGGUCGACGGCAUCGUCGUUAGCAACGAUAACUACCGGGACCUGGCACAGGAGAACCCCGAGUUCAGGAGGGUCGUCGAGGAAAGAAUCCUGAUGUAUAGCUUCGUGAACGACCGAUUCAUGCCGCCGGACGAUCCGCUCGGCAGGAGCGGUCCUACACUGGAGAAUUUCCUCAGGAUCGCGCCCAGAAAGGUCGAUCCGGCGCCGCCGUGUCCUUACGCCAAGAAAUGUACGUACGGGAACAAGUGCAAGUUCCGACAUCCAGAGAGAGGACCACACCCACACAAGUCCGUGACGGAGCGACUGGUGGAACACGCCCAGCGUCACCUGCAAGCCCGUGGGCCCAGUCUAAGCCUGCCGCUGCCGUCCACAACGUCCGUCUCUCCGCAGCAUCCGCCGCUCUGCAAGACUAGGUCGUCGGUGCCGCCGAGCGUCGUUCAAACUUUGUCGUCCGUGCCGAAGAGUCGAUCGGUGGAGAACGUUACGUCCGAUUUGUCCGCAACUAGUCCCGCCAUGUACAGCCAACAAAUGCCUUCUACCCCGAGUCCUCAAACUUAUCCCUCUGCGGUAGGCUGGGCCGCGUCGAGAGUGAGCAAUCCCGAGCCAGAACCGGCGAAUAUGCAUCGCAAAUUGCAGCGACAGCUGACUCUGAAUCCUGCGUGCGAUCCGCGCCUUUAUCAGCUCAGGCGAUACCAUCAGCAGCAAGCCAGCCAGCCGCCACAACAACAGCAGCAGCAACAACCAGUCAUUAAUUCCCCGCGUUCUAGUAUGCAACAUCGGCCGUUGACGAGACACGCCAGCAACGAGUCGUCGUAUCCAGUUACUGCUAUGAGUUGGGAUCAUACCGAGCGUCUUCAACAUCAUCACCAGCACGUGACGCGUAUCGCCUCCGCUCCGGACUCGUACAGAGCGUGGCCGCCAUGCGGCGCCGCUCUGGUACCGCCAUCGCGGGUACAGAGGCUGGGCACCUCGGAUCCUCAGUUGAAUCUACUUCCGUCACCACCGUCCGCGAGUUUACACGUGCCUUGGGGUACACAAGCCCAGGACGCCCGACGUCGCCUGCACUACCACCUCGCCAACAUCUUCCCCGAGGAGCAGUCUUUCCGCGGGGGCACCCUGUAUGCGGUGGAGAGAUCUUCAUGCGGAAUAUAUAAGUAUGUAGUGACUUGUACCGUCUCCGCCAUCGCGAUUGCAUCGAGGAUGCCGAUCGGUCGAGUGGUUAAAAGGAGUAAUUUAAUUUCGAGAAACAUACAUCUGAAAUUUCCGAAUCUUGUAAUUCGAGAGAUUCGACGCGUUUUCGUCCUGCUAGUCGUCGUGGGCCAGCAUUUCGCGGACGGAGAACGCGCAGGUGAACAACCCGCCGUAACGUGAAAGUCUACAGAGACAUCUUGAUAUAUUAUCGUAGAUUUUCGCAUUAUUUGGGAAAGAUUAACGGGGGUUGAAUGAUCGCGCGUCUACGAUCAGCGCACGUCAGCCUAGGGCAUUACAGCGCGAGUGUUCGUUGUUUCGUUAUUCAGGAUGUAGCUGGUGAGAGAGAAACUGUAUUUUAAUCCGUCGUCUUAAACGUAAUGAACUCGCGUCGGUGAUUAUCGUCUCACAUUGAGCCGAUCGACUUCUAUCUCUUCGACGGCACUCGCGGAAUCGUCUCGCGCUGUUUUCUCAACAAUUCUUGUUUUCCAACGAGGAAGGAAAACGAUCUUAAUGAUACUUAUAUAAAUUCUAUUUUUAUAGAUGCAUUGAAACUUUCUGUGCAUUUGUCACUCUUUGGUUGUCAAAUUGACCGAAGCUUUUGAUGAAAUUUUUUAAAAUUUGUAUCGUAGGAAUAGUUAUACAUCUUUUUUUUGUAAUUAGACAAUUUCGAGCUUUUCAUUGCGCAAUGAGGAAAUUUCUCGAGACGAUAUCGUGAACGCUGAUCAUUCACAUUAGCGGCUGUGAAUUUAUGGGAAGCCUAUAUACACGCAUAUAUAUAUAUAUAUAUAUAUAUAUAUAU
This is a messenger RNA of Dinoponera quadriceps, 5709 nucleotides long. RefSeq names its product probable ribonuclease ZC3H12D (gene Regnase-1). Gene Ontology annotation, molecular function: metal ion binding; RNA endonuclease activity; mRNA binding. Bases 2856 to 5090 code for a protein of 744 amino acids. The record is from RefSeq and is a predicted model, not a curated record. Gene Ontology annotation, cellular component: cytoplasmic ribonucleoprotein granule; nucleus. The transcript is spliced from 9 exons. NCBI's taxonomy places the organism in Eukaryota, Metazoa, Arthropoda, Insecta, Hymenoptera, Formicidae.